AUGCCUGGAGAAACUAUUCUAGAUUCAGUGUCAAGACGACUUCCAACCGUUAAGUCUGUUGGGAACAAGAGUUCUGGACGUGAUUCAACAAAAACCCCAAUCAAAGUCCGUCGGGAUGAAAAACACUUGUGUCCUUAUUGCAAUUACUGCACAGGCAAAAAAUAUCUUCUCCAACGUCAUUUGAAAUCGCAUUCAACGGAGCGACCACACAAAUGUGCUUAUUGUUCAAAUACAUUCAAAACAACAGCACAAUUGCAAAACCAUGUCAACACUCAUCUUGGUAUUAAACCAUUCCAAUGUAAAUUUUGUGAAUACAAAUUCACAACCAGUGGUGAAUUGAUUCGUCAUGUUCGUUACAAGCAUACACUUGAAAAGCCUCAUAAGUGUGAAGAAUGUGGCUAUGCAACUGUUGAAUUAAGUAAACUUCGACGUCACAUUCGAACACAUACAGGCGUAAGUGUUUCCUAUGUGUCUGUUUCAUCUCUUGAUUAUUUCUNUGGUUAUGAUGACUUUGAAACAGCUGAUGAUUAUCUUAUGAAUAAGCCAACUCCUCGCGCUCGUCAAUUACAAAAAGCUCGUCGAACAAUGUCGAAGAAUUCGUAUGAUGAUUCAUCAUAUCUUGAUGGAUCAAUAACGAAAAGAGAGUAUUUGUACAACUCUAAUUACGAUAUGAAAGAUCAAUAUGAUAAUGAUAUCGAUUAUAAAAACGAAAUGGAAACAGGUGAUACAUUUGUUGAAAUGAUCGAUGAUGAAGAUAAUUUUCUCGAUGACGAUGAGAACGAUGUUAAACAAAAUGUUAUCAAAUAUCGUUCAUCAACGCAAAAAUUGAUUUAA
Messenger RNA from Adineta ricciae, 834 nucleotides. NCBI's taxonomy places the organism in Eukaryota, Metazoa, Rotifera, Eurotatoria, Adinetida, Adinetidae. The record is from the annotation of a GenBank genome assembly.